This is a messenger RNA of Nymphaea colorata (pocket water lily), 1960 nucleotides long. Its product is annotated as probable xyloglucan galactosyltransferase GT20. The record is from RefSeq and is a predicted model, not a curated record. The coding region runs from base 111 to 1799 and encodes 562 amino acids. The transcript has a single exon. Gene Ontology annotation, molecular function: glycosyltransferase activity. Lineage: Eukaryota; Viridiplantae; Streptophyta; Magnoliopsida; Nymphaeales; Nymphaeaceae.
UCAGGUUCAGAAUGUUUGCUUGUAACCAUAUACAGAACGGUUUGUCAACGAGAGAAAGAGAGAGAAAGAGAGAGAGAGAGAGAGAGAGAGGCUGCCAUUAAUGAAGAGUGAUGGGUAGUGGAAGAAUGGCAAGGGAAAGGUGCACCAUCUCUUUCUGGUUUCUUAUAGUAUGUCUCCUUCUCGUCGUUUUAAGCAUAGUCUCCUCAUCUCUUGGACCAGUAUCUUCCUUCCAUAUAUGUUUUUCUUCACCGAGGCUAAAGGCGUACUGUCUUGGUUCUGGCUUUGAUCCCCUGCAAGCCCGUGCGCAUGACCUUCAUGGAAAGGCUCUAUACGCUUCACAUCUUGAAGAAGAAACACAUACUGCUAAGGAGAGGCUUAAGGCUCCAGGUACAGUGGUGAUGCAGGAGAACCACAUCUAUUACAAGCUUUCAGAUGCUGAGUCCAAUUCGACAAGCAUGCCGUCGGAUCCAAAGGGCAGCUUGCAGUUGCAGGAAAGUGCAACGCCAAGGAAUCAAAGUGCUGAAGAAGUAGAUUAUGCAGAGAGGGAAGUAAAGAAGCAAAUUCAGAAGCUAAGGUAUGUAGCUCAAAGCAAUACAUGCCAAGGAAAUUGUACUAAUGUUGCAUGCGAGGGGAAAGGUAUAUUUGUGUAUGAUCUGCCUGCCAAAUUCAACAAAGAAAUGCUAGAGAAAUGUGGUGACAUCUUCCCAUGGAUGAAUUUCUGUAGCUACCUCACCAACCAGGGCAUGGGAAGAGCUGUCCAUGAACUGGGUCCAAAUUGGUACUCGACGAAUCAAUUCUCGCUCGAGUCAAUCUUCCAUUCUCGAAUCAAGAAUCAUCGUUGCCGGGUUUUCAAAGAAGAAGAAGCCUCCCUUUUCUAUGUUCCAUUCUAUGGAGGAUUGAAUGUGUUGAAGAUGAAUUUCAAUGGCGCCACAGUCAGUGCCAAGGACCAACUUGGUCUGGAGCUUGUAGAAUGGAUCAAGACCAAGAGCUCAUGGGUGAGAAAGCAAGGGAGGGAUCAUUUCCUUGCAUUGGGUACCAUCUCAUAUGACUUGAGGAGAAGCAAUGGGGAGUGGGGCUCAAAUUUUUUAGAGUUAGAUCAGAUGCAGAACCCAAUUAAACUAAUGAUAGAACGCCAACCUUGGCAGAUGAAUGAUGUAGGGAUUCCUUACCCUACAAACUUCCACCCCAAUUCAGAUGAGGACAUCACCAAUCUGCAAUCCAAGCUAUCCAGCUCCAACAGGACAACUUUCAUUAGUUUCGCUGCCGGUGGACGGCCGAAAAUGAAGACCAACGUUAGAUCAAUCUUGAUUCAGGAAUGCGUGAAGAACUCAAGUCUUUGCACUUAUCUUGAUUGCAAAGCAGGUGACUGCGUGAACCCUGCGACAGUGAUCAAGCUCUUCAUGGACUCUGAGUUCUGCUUGCAGCCUCCUGGAGAUAGCCCAACCAGGAAAUCCUUCUUUGAUUCACUUGUCUAUGGUUGCAUCCCAGUUGUAUUUGAUCCUUUCACAGCAUUCUACCAGUAUCCAUGGCACUUGCCGGAGGAAGGCAGGCGCUACUCGGUCUACAUAGAUCAACAACAAGUGAAGCAGGGGAAAGUGAAUGUCCUGGAUGUGCUUAGCAAGGUACCGGUUGAAGAAAGAAGAGAGAUGAGAAGAUACAUCAUCUUCGAGCUCAUGCCUCGGAUCAUUUAUGCUGGUUCUGAUUCAAAGUUGCUGAAGUUUCAGGAUGCUUUUGAUAUUGCCAUCAACAAUCUACUGCAUAUGGUAACAAGAGAUGAGAUUCAUCGUAUCUCUACUUAAUAUGCAUAUAAUUCUUUCUUUCAUUUCUUUUUUUGCUUGAAUUCUUUUACAGUAAGAUCAUGCUUCUUGUAGCAGCGGCAUCCAAGUCUGUGGAGGAUCAUAUACUGGAAAGUGUAAAAAGGAAAUAGAAGAAUCUUAAGAAUUUGCCCACUGAAUUAAAC